Messenger RNA from Salmo salar (Atlantic salmon), 6884 nucleotides. NCBI's taxonomy places the organism in Eukaryota, Metazoa, Chordata, Actinopteri, Salmoniformes, Salmonidae. The record is from RefSeq and is a predicted model, not a curated record.
GUAUACACCUCCCAUUUGCCCUCCCCUUUUCCCAAACAAGCAGGCAGUCUGUCAAUGCGCUCCGAGCGUUAGGCAAGUCAAACGAGUGGGAAUUUGAACUAGUGAGACGAGGGAGAUAGGCUAUCGAAUGGGAAACAUUGACGGAGAAGGGAAGCUAUCAAUAUUCCAAAUGACUCGCCACACCAGACCGGCUAGUCUAUAACAUAAGGAUAUUGCCUAUGUUAAACGUAUAUUUAUUAUUCCAAGUUUUAUUUUGCUCAUAUUCGUCUGGUUAGUUGAAGUUGAAUAGGCUGGAGAUGUUCUAGUCUUCAGUUGUCUUUCUAGUCAAGUGUUUUUAUUUGUUCUGUGAUAAGUUGGUUCUUGGAUGGCAACAUUAACCGAGGUUUAUUUGCCAGUCGCAUUUACAAAUCAUUUGGGAUAGGAUCUCGGAUUUACUAAUUGGAAGUGAAGAGAAAGAACAAGGAGUGAGUGGGGACCAGACCGCGCAAUGACAAAUCCACCGACCAGCAAGCAUCAACGCGUCCUUAUGGGGAUGGAGCUGCUGUUCUAAACGGGAGAAAAUCCUCUUCCAUUUUUAAACACACAUUAGCGCUUCUAUCUCGAUUUUUUUUCUUCAUAAAGUACCCUUUCUAUACUGGUGGAAAAUCCGUAAAAAAAGAAGGAAUGGGAGAGAAGCCGAACAGAAUCGGCGCAGACAACAAGGGAACAUUGUUUGGGAAAAAAACAAUUAUAGCUAAGACCAACACGCAACAUACAUACCAGUAGAAAUCGAUUCACGGGAUUUAUUUUUGAGUAAGAAGGGGAGUUGUGCACGAGCCAGUGGACAUCGCAUUGAGGAGAAAAAAUAGGGACUAAUGACAAAAUAAUCAGAAAGUCAUGGGAUUGGCAUAGUAUUUCUCCUGGACACGCACAGAAAAUAUUGUCGAUUUCCGCAGGACGCAGCCUAUAUUGUCGUUCAACGGUCACGGAUAGAGCAACUUUUAUCUGUCAUAGUUCAGUGUCAAUUACUGCGUUUUGUGUUCUAGUUUCGGUUUAUAUCCAUGCUGUUGCCCAAGGCACAAUAUCUCAUAUUCACGCAUUGAGUGGACUCACCUAUAGUCUUUGUUUUGAAAGUCCCCCAUCUCCAACCUCAUAGAAAAACUCACAUUUAUUUUUAAAUGGGGGUAAAUAAUCGGGUUAGUGUGGUUGCAAUGGCGCGUCGGAGAAGUGGGAGUAGACUGGGUUUUCUGCUGAUAAUCUUAAUGGAUUUACUGGGGACGGCGGCGAGCAACAUGGAGCCUAUCUACUGGAAUUCAUUGAACAAAAGGUUUUUGGACGAUAAGGGCUACGUCCUCUACCCUCAGAUCGGGGACCGCCUGGACCUCAUCUGUCCGUCGUCGGACCCCCCCAGCCAGCGGGCCCCCGCCGAGUAUGAGUUCUACAAGCUAUAUCUGGUGUCGUCACGUGACCAAGCGGACAGGUGUGAGGUGACGGGCGCGCCCAACCUGCUGCUCACCUGUGACAAGCCCAACAAUGACAUGAGGUUCACCAUAAAGUUCCAGGAGUACUCUCCUAACCUGUGGGGACAUGAGUUCAAGACCAACGCUGACUACUACAUCAUCGCCACGUCAGAUGGGACGCGCCAGGGUCUGGAGAGUAUGAGGGGAGGAGUGUGUGCCACGCAGGGCAUGAAGGUGGUCCUUAAAGUGGGACAGAACCCCUAUGGACUGCCCCUGAAACCUGCCAAACCAGACCAAAGCGCGGGCCGUACCAACACCAGAAAUACAGCUGGUGCUGGUAACACCACUCAUCCCAGGAUUCCUGGCGGUGACGGCGGUGGUUCAAGAGGCACGGGUGGUGAGAACGGACCCCUUCCCCCCUCCAACGUGGCUGUCAUUGCCGGCGCCGCAGGAGGCUCCGCCUUUCUCCUCCUGGUCACCGCAGUGAUCUGCGUGGUGUGUUACCGGCGGCGACACGCCAAGCACUCGGAGUCCCACCACCCACCCCUAUCGCUGUCCUCCCUCACCAGCCCCAAGAGGCACGGCGGUGGGCAUGGGGGUGGCCACGGGAGCGGGAAUAACAACGGCUCGGAACCCAGUGACAUCAUCAUCCCCCUGCGGACUUCGGACUCGGCGUACUGCCCUCACUACGAGAAGGUGAGCGGGGACUACGGCCACCCCGUCUAUAUCGUCCAGGAGAUGCCCCCCCAGAGCCCAGCCAACAUCUACUACAAAGUAUGAAGGUCGUCACCAUGACAACCUACAGUACCACCAACUACCACCCUUCCCUGUUCUAUCCAGUACAGUACCACUUACAACCUACCUACAAUAUACCCUGUUCUAUACAGUACAGUACCACCUACAAUCUACCUACAAUAUACCCUGUUCUAUCCAGUACAGUACCACUUACAACCUACCUACAAUAUACCCUGUUCUAUACAGUACAGUACCACCUACAACCUACCUACAAUAUACCCUGUUCUAUACAGUACAGUACCACUUACAACCUACCUACAAUAUACCCUGUUCUAUACAGUACAGUACCACCUACAAUCUACCUACAAUAUACCCUGUUCUAUACAGUACAGUACCACCUACACUCUACCUACAAUAUACCCUGUUCUAUACAGUACAGUACCACCUACACUCUACCUACAAUAUACCCUGUUCUAUCCAGUACAGUACCACUUACAACCUAUCUACAAUAUACCCUGUUCUAUACAGUACAGUACCACUUACAACCUACCUACAAUAUACCCUGUUCUAUACAGUACAGUACCACCUACAACCUACCUACAAUAUACCCUGUUCUAUACAGUACAGUACCACCUACAACCUACCUACAAUAUACCCUGUUCUAUACAGUACAGUACCACUUACAACCUACCUACAAUAUACUCUGUUCUAUACAGUACAGUACCACUUACAACCUACCUACAAUAGUCCCUCAAUGACUUACUCCAAAACCAGAUCUUUAGGGCACUAAACAGCAUAUGAACUGCCCUAUCCAACCCCAGCCUCAGCCACAGGUGUGUGUGUCUAGCUUACUGAAGAGGCCGUCCUUCACGCCCACCACUCUUCACUCAACUGUGUCACUAAGCCAAGUGAAGGUUUAGUAUAUAACCCCCCUACUGGACCCCACCGGGCCCUUUAAAGAGGACAGCAAUGACAAGUACCCUGGGCUACGCCCCCUUUCUUUCUCACAGCGAAUCGAAACCCCCCCAUCCAGAGCUGAAGAGAAGAGUCCCGCCCUAUACACCAUGAGGACAAGUGUGAGAGAACACACACCAAGCUAGUGUGAGAGAACACACACCAAGCUAGUGUGAGAGAACACACACCAGUAACGCCACAGCAUGGCCUUAUGGGACUCGGACCCUAGAAAACCUAAAGUCCAACUACCAACCAACCAGAGAACUCUGUCUGUAACUCCAGUGCUGUGCUAUAGCAGACCUAUCGAGACUGGCCCCUGACUGGCCCUUGACUGGCCCCUGAGACAGACUGUGUCCCCUAAUGUUAGUUUGUUUGUUUGUGUGUGUAUGGUUUCUCAUUGGACCAGGGGCCUCUGACUCUCUCGCCACGUGAUCAGGCUCAGGUGCCAGAGGUCAGACCAAUUGAGUCUUAGUGACAUUCAGAUUCUUGUAUAUUUUAAUAACGUGUGUAUGUGUGUGCUUGUGUAUGUGGGACUAGGAUAAUAAUUAUGACACUGUUACACGUACAGGUGUGUGUGCAGUUAGUGUGCUUUAGUACAGCGAGUAUGUGUGUGUUUUGUGUGUCAGUGAGUGUGUGUGUGUAUGCCUGUGUUUCUCCGUGUAUACACGACGUGCGAGAGAAUGUGCAUGUGUGUUUGUUCUUUAGACUUGUCUUAAAAACCAAAACUCAAAAAAGUGAGCGAAUAUAGGAAGAAAGUGAGAUUUUUUAUUGCUAUCAACACUUAUAGAUGAUAUAUAUAUAUGAAUAUCCAGUAAGUCAUUUUUAGACGUCUUGUUUUCUAUUGUUUUUCAUUUUUAUUCCUCCACUUGUAAAACUCCACUUCUUCUGUUACUGCUAGAUAUUUUUUAUCCGCUGGUUUAUUUUUUUAGAAACAUGACCUUAUUUCCUUCCCCUUUGAGUUGUAAAUUAAUUUAAUCCCUUUGUUUUUCUUUUCCUGGCGAACUGAGGUCUCUCCUUCUCUCUCUCAUCGCCUCCUCCCUCCCUCCCCUCCUCCCUCCCUGUCUCCCUCUGGGCCUCCCACCCCUAUGUAUAUUUUUAUAGUUCUUGUAAUAUGCUGUAGUUUUGAAGUUUAGACCUCGUUUGUGGAAGUUGUUGAGGUAGAAACCAUCUAUGAACGUUUUUUUUUUUUUUUCAAAUGUUUUUGAACACACAAGAAAAAGCAAGGUGGAAAAUAAACGAGGGAAGGUUCCAAAAGAAAUGAAAUUAAAAGCAAGAAGGUGAACCGGAGUCACUGUCUAGGGAGAAAAGAGAGUGACUGAAAACAGAACUUUUGUUAAAAGAAAGAGAGAAGAAACUGAAGAAGGAGUUACACACUAAGAAAGAAAAAGAAUGCGAGAACAGAUGGAAGAAGAAGAGGAGGAUAGGAGUUGAAUUGAGAGAUGAGAGAAGGAUCCCUGGGAAGGAUGGAGAGAGCGAAGCGAUGACUGCUGCGGAGGAUAGGAGUCUUUCCUUUAAUGGAACGCUGCGAAGGAGUGAUGAACCCUAGGAGGAGGGAGGAGAGGAACGGACACGCAACUGAAAUGGAUUUCAGGGGGGAAACCUCACUGUGAAAUAAGGAGGAGAGAUUUAAUCUCCACACACACACACACACACACACACACACACACACACACACACACACUGACAGAUAGACAGACAUCCUCCCCUUUUACCUCGCAACAGCUUUAUAUUUCAGACACACACUCUUUAAGCUGAUUAUAAUGAUAGACACUCUCUGCAGACACACUGAUCCCUCUCACAUUCUCUUUCACUGUAAGACACACACACACACACACACAUACAUACAUACAAAAGUAUACGCUGAUUUUACACACAUACUGAGUACAAAUACAUACUGAUUGCAUUCAACACCACACACACUCUCUCUGUCUGGCUCUCUCUACAUCUCUGCCACACCACACACACACACACACACACACACACACACACACACACACACACACACACACACACACACACACACACACACACACACACACACACACACACACACAAACACACAGACUGCUCUCAUGUGGCUCCCUAUUUUUGACACAGUCCUGGCUUUCUACCCAUGAUUAAGUCAACCUCUGUGUGUGACGGAAGGAUGAAAAGAGGUUUUGUCCUCCCUGUGUGCGUGCGUGCGUGCGUGCGUGCGUGCGUAUGGGUGUUUUUCCUCAAACACAGCUCCUGUCAGUCUCACUAUAAGCCUGUCUAAUGAUACCCGUUUUCACUUCCUUUUUCUAGAACAAAACAUUUUUCAAUGCCGUGUGAUCAGUGAUGUUGUACAGGCUAGCCGCUGUAUUGUUGAGACAAGUGUUAGACCAACACAGCCACAACAACCUUUGAAUACAUACGUACGUGCUCACACAAAAUAGAAGACAAUAGAUACUGUGCCAUAUUUUGAAAUAUCCCUCAUGCUCAACAGGGGUGUGUUUUUUCCAAAAGCGUCACUCAAAGUGUGUGUUAUUCAUGUGCACACCUGUUGGAGAAGCUUCAUUUGGGAUAUUGCUGUUAAAUGUGUUACAAUGACAACUGCGCUCUCUGUUUCAUAUCAUUUGUAUGCUGUGUUAUCUGUUCACAUUAUACUUUUUGAACUUAGAAAGUGUUAAGAGAAAUUGACAAAAUAUGGGGAAAGUUUCUCCCCGGUCUGUGUGUACUCUACCAUCAUCUUGGUAUGUGUGUAUGUGUCUGUCCUGUCUACAGUAUAAAUAAACAGCCAACAGGAAUAUACCUUCAAAAACACCCUCAAGCCAAACUGCAAACUCUGUUCUGGUGUCUGAAUAAACUACAAACUCUAUUCUGGUGUCUGAAUAAACUACAAACUCUUUUCUGGUGUCUGAAUAAACUACAAACUCUAUUCUGGUGUCUGAAUAAACUACAAACUCUAUUCUGGUGUCUAAAUAAACUACAAACUAUUUUCUGGUGUCUGAAUUCUGGAAUCCUCCGACCCUGAAAUGACAUUAUUUGACCAAGGUGGCCACUGCCACAGAAAUAAACACUUGAAUUUUCUUUCUGGAACAUGUGGAGUUGCUACUCUGAAGAUGCUCCUUUAUGAAAUGGCUCCUUCGCUGAGCACAGGCGUCAAUUCAACGUCUAUUCCACGUUGGUUCAACAUCAUUUCAUUGAAAUGACGUGGAAACAACAUUGAUUCAACCAGUGUGUGCCCAGUGGGUUAUGUCUCUCUCUUCUCCUUCUCCAUCCCCCUCUCUUCUCUUUCUCUCUGGGAAGAAGCUCCCUCCAGGACUCAAAGCUCUAGCUUUUUUGUUUUCAUGUCGGUCAGUGUUUAUCUAGCAGGUUGUUUCUCUCUUUCACUGUUUGCUUUGGACUGUUCUCAAUGUGCUUUUUCUCAUGGACGCUAGCUAGAUCCUCCUAUCGAAAGAGAGGUUUCCUGUUUUGUAAAAACGCACACCACCUCCUCCCUCACCUCUCUGCCGGUGUGUGGUGUGUGGUGUGUGUUUCUUUGUGCCAAUAGCCAGCGAGUCGAGGCGAGAGAGAGCGGGUUGGCUCUUGUACGUGACGUGUUGAGACUGUAUUGGGACACUAAUGUGUGAGAUGGGUUUUGUGUCCUCCUCCCCCCCCCUUCCCCCAUCACUAUGACCCCUCUCGACCUCCUCCUCUCCUCCUAUACUCCAACACACCCCUACAGAGACGGGAAAACUAGUACAUUCCUGCUUUGGAAAAAUGUUGAUUAAAAAAAAAAAUGUUUAAGCACCA